AUGCUUGAAUUGAAUUCAAUUACGAUUCCUCGGAAUUUCACUGAAUUCCAACUCACAGCAUUAAAGAUCUACUAUCAACUUAAGAUUUUAUUUCUUGCCACAUACUGUACUCAAGGAUCACUUGGCUUGAACGGUUCAGUCUGUUUAGCAAGAGAUAUUUUUGUUGGCUAUGUUGUAUAUACUCAAUUAUUAAAGCUUUAUCGAGUAUUAAGAGGGUACGGUAUUAUAGACUCUAUUCGAAGGUUAUACCUAUAUGUUAGUUCUAUUGUGUCAUCUCAAAUCUUUUCACUACCAUUUAUUAAAUCCAAAAUUGACAAGGAAUUGCAAGCGACUAUUGGCAAAGUGGAAGAAGAGAUUAUGAAAAACGAUCCACAGUUAUUACAGUUUCCCGAAUUGCCAGAACAGGGUAUUGACGCUGACAAUGUUUCCUUGGAGUUGGAUAAAUUACAAAACUUGAAACAUUCUGACUGGAUCAAUGGAAGAGUCAGUGGAGCAGUUUAUCAUGGAGGUGAGAAUCUAUUGUCAUUACAAGUUGAAGCUUACAAGAAAUACUCGGUGGCCAAUCAAUUGCAUCCCGAUGUUUUCCCAGGUGUGCGUAAGAUGGAGGCCGAAGUAGUUCAUAUGGUUUUGGAUAUCUUUAAUGCUCCGAGUGACGGGUGUGGAUCGACAACUUCGGGAGGUACUGAGUCGUUAUUGUUAGCCGGGUUGUCAGCUAGAGAAUAUGGGAAGAAAUAUCGUGGAAUAACUGAGCCUGAAGUCAUUGCCCCCGUGACAAUACAUGCGGGAAUUGAAAAAGCCUGUUUUUAUUUUGGAAUGAAAUUACAUAAAGUUGACUUAGAUCCGGUUACCUUUCAAGUUGACGUUAAGAAAGUAGAAAGAUUGAUCAAUAGUAAUACAGUUUUAAUCUGUGGAUCAGCCCCAAAUUAUCCUCAUGGAAUAAUUGAUGAUAUAGAGUCCUUAUCCAAGUUGGCAGUCAAGUAUAAUAUCCCGUUGCACGUUGAUGCAUGUUUGGGGUCAUUUAUUGUUUCGUUUUUAGAAAAAUCAAAAGUACAUGGCGAUAGGAAAUUGCCCAUAUUUGAUUUUCGAUUACCAGGUGUCACGUCAAUCUCAUGUGAUACUCACAAAUAUGGGUUUGCUCCCAAGGGGUCAUCAAUAAUUAUGUACCGUUCGCCAAAAUUACGUGAGUGUCAAUACUAUAUUGCAAGUGAUUGGACGGGUGGAAUGUAUGGUUCUCCAACUUUGGCUGGUUCUAGGCCAGGUGCUCUUGUAGUUGGAUGCUGGGCUACAUUAAUCAAUAUUGGGAAACAAGGAUACACCAAGUUUUGUUACGAUAUUGUGCUGGCGUCAAUGAAAGUUAAACGAGCAAUUGAAACUGACCCGAUACUAUCCAAACAUUUACAAAUUAUUGGUGAUCCAAUUGGGUCGGUAAUUUCGUUUCAACUUGCACCUCAGCAAUCGGGAAAUUUAAGUAUUUACGAGAUUAGUGAUUUGUUGACCAAAAAAGGUUGGCAUUUUGCAACUUUACAAAACCCAUCAGCAUUACAUUUUGCAUUUACAAGAUUGACUGUCCCGGUGGUCGAUGAAUUGAUUGCAGAUUUGGUUGAAGCUACAAAAGAAGCGGUGGCAAUUGCCGAGGAACACAAAAAGAAUGGAGUGACCAAAGCUCCAGGUGAUACUGCUGCGUUAUAUGGUAUAGCUGGCAGUGUACAUACAGCAGGGUUGGCUGAUAGAUUAAUUGUUGCAUUUUUAGAUACCUUAUACAAAAUUUGA
Molecule: messenger RNA, 1770 nt
Organism: Candida albicans SC5314
Lineage: Eukaryota; Fungi; Ascomycota; Pichiomycetes; Serinales; Debaryomycetaceae
Product: sphinganine-1-phosphate aldolase
Exons: 1
Coding region: 1-1770 (589 amino acids)
Biological process (GO): carboxylic acid metabolic process; sphingolipid catabolic process
Cellular component (GO): endoplasmic reticulum
Molecular function (GO): sphinganine-1-phosphate aldolase activity; pyridoxal phosphate binding
Source: RefSeq, a predicted model, not a curated record